Malurus melanocephalus (red-backed fairy wren) is the source of this 2187-nucleotide messenger RNA. It is a transcript of the gene PRXL2C, whose product is annotated as peroxiredoxin like 2C. The record is from RefSeq and is a predicted model, not a curated record. The coding region runs from base 490 to 1182 and encodes 230 amino acids. Lineage: Eukaryota; Metazoa; Chordata; Aves; Passeriformes; Maluridae. The transcript has 6 exons.
UUCUGUAUCUCGCUUACAGCCCUCUGCCGAGCUGCGGCCUCGGGCAAAGCGAACGCCGACCUCGAGGCCGCACGUCCAUGUCACUGCUCCUGCUCGCACACCAUUCCUGGGAGGCUCCGUGUCACUUUCCUGUGUUUCCCGGGCACAAACCGCACCCCGGCUGUGGUUUCGGCCGCAGGUUUCUCGCUCUCUCCAUCCCAAACCCCCAGCUGCACUGGGCCGCGGCCUGGCCGGGGUCGCUCCCACGAACGGGACCGAGCCGCUCCGCUGCGCUGCGCUCCAUCCCGGCCCCGCGGCUCCCUCGGCUCCCUCGGCUCCCUCGGCUCCCGCGGCUCCCUCGGCUCCCUCGGCUCCCUCGGCUCCCUCGGCUCCCUCGGCUCCCUCGGCUCCCUCGGCUCCCUCGGCUCCCUCGGCUCCCUCGGCUCCCUCGGCGUCGCACAACGCCCCGCGCCUUUCCGCUGCAGCUCCGCCUUUCCUUUGGGCGCUCCCAUGGCCGGGCCGCCGGCGCCCCCGGUCACGCAGCAGGUCGGGCGGGCAAGGGGCUGCGGGCGGCGGGCGGAGCAGGAGCAGGAGCCGCUGCGGGAGGCUGCCCUGUGCCCGGUGCUGGACGCRGACGGCAGGAGCGUCCCCUUCCAGAGCCUGUACGGGGAGCAGAAAGCCAUCGUGCUGUUCGUGCGGUUGGCUGUGUUGCAGAAUUUUUUGUGUUACACCUGUAAGGAGUAUGUAGAAGAUCUGGCAAAAGUCCCCAAGGAAUUUUUACAAGAAUCRAAUGUGAGGCUUAUAGUUAUUGGACAGUCAUCUUAUCAUCACAUCAAGCCCUUUUGCAGUUUAACUGGGUAUACACAUGAAAUGUAUGUAGAUCCACAAAGGGAACUAUAUAAAAUACUUGGCAUGAAAAGAGGUGAAGGUAAUAAAGUAUCAGUUCAGAGCCCUCACGUGAAAUCCAAYACAUUUCUGGGAAGCAUAAGGAGUAUAUGGAGAGCAAUGACUGGCCCAGCUUUUGAYUUUCAAGGAGACCCUGCUCAGCAGGGAGGAGCUUUGAUUAUAGGCCCAGGCAAUGAAGUUCAUUUUUUGCACCUUGAUAAAAACAGGCUGGAUCAUGUUCCCAUUAACACAGUUUUGCAGCUGGCAGGAGUUAAAACAGUAAAUUUCUCAAACAAACCCCAGAUUAUUGACAUAUGACACCAAUGUAAUAUAUACUUUUUAAAUUUGUGCUCYACAAGAACAAUUCUCCAGUGAAUUCCAACAAGUAUCAGUUCUGUUGUGCCUUUGUGGGACAUCUGAAACCUUACGUGGAAAACCAAAACACAGAAAAAGCUACCUGACAAUAGAAAGGGACACAGAAGUUCURUUUCUAUUGAGUACAAGAUAAUAAAAAAUAAAAUAAAACAGAGACUUUUUGCAAAAAAUCCUAGACCUUAUUGUCUAUUGAAACAGUCUUGCUAUUGUAAUAUUUUAAAAAUCAUUUUUCAAGGUACACUWAAUUAAAAAAUUGGAUUUUGCUCAGGGAGAACUUGAGAUUCUUGCCUUCAGCACAUCAACACUGGCUUUUAACCAAACACUUCUCAGCACUGUUUUAAAGCUUCCAGCAUUGUAUGACAAUUUUGUAUUGAAAUACACCUUGAAAUUUCACAGUUUUGAACACCUUUGGACUUAAGCUUAUGCCUACAUUUGCAUCUGGCACUGGUAGUAAUUAUAAAAUACAUUUUACAAUUUCAAAUAAAUCUUUUAAAUACAUCAUCCAUUAUCUGGAAUUCUUUUGUAUGAUAUAAAAACAUGGGUUUGCAAGACCAGAGAUAGGUGUGUCUCAAAUUUGUAUGUGGUCAGAUUAUUGCUUUUGGAGUAAGCCAAAUUAUUUGUUUUCCUAUGCAGAUUUGCAGCAAAAUGUUCUCCUUUUGUAUGUAUGUACUUUCUCUCAGAGCAAGGGGUCUCUGAAUAAAUUGUCUGYAGUUAUUUCUGUCUUAGGCAACUGAGCAAAGCAUAACAGCAUUCUGGUUUGCAGUUCUGGCAUAUUUCUUACUAUCCAUUUAUCAACAAAUGUUUAUGUUGAGCAUCUAUUGCUUCCAUCAAAGUAGACGAGCCUUCUUUUAUCCAGGAGACACUUCUCUUUAGCAAUAUGAAAAAAAAAUGUUCAAGAUUUAUGGAGGAGUGUAUCCUUCUCUGCAGUCUCUGAUCUUCCCUGUAAAA